AUGGCAGGUCCAGUAAGGCAACCGAUUGAUAUUCCUUCGCUAGAGACAUAUAUCAUACAACAUGUUCCACACAUUCAACCGCCGUUGCAAAUUGAACAAUUUCGUUUCGGCUUCUCCAACCCGACAUACCAGCUUACCGAUGCCAACGGUGCUAGGUUUGUUAUGCGCAAGAAGCCACCUGGAGCUUCAUUCAACAAAAGCGCCCACCAAAUUGAACGGGAGUUUAGGAUCUUGGAAGCACUCAAGUAUACGGAAGUUCCUGUGCCAACGACGUAUUGCCUCUGCGAAGAUACGUCCGUGUUGGGAACAGCAUUCUAUAUUAUGGAGUUCAUUGAAGGUAGAGUUGGUCUUGCUAAUCAUUUACCUAAUACUGCCCCGGAUGACAGAUUUGAAAUGUGGCGAUCAGCCAUACAAAUCCUCGCAAAGCUCCACAAGGUCGACUAUGAAUCUGUCGGUCUCGCUACUUUUGGCAAGCAAUUUGGCUAUUACAAUCGACAAUUGAAGACAUUUUCGGCGGUCGCAUUGCAACAGGCUACUGUUCUCGAUGUUGAGACUAAGGAACCGGUUGGUCCCAUUCCUCAUGUUGAUGAAAUGAUUUCAAUGCUACGUGAAGAUCAACCAGAAGACCGUACCAGCAUCGUACAUGGCGACUUCAAGUUGGAUAACCUGGUAUUUCACCCCACGGAACCACGAGUUAUCGGGGUUCUCGAUUGGGAGCUUGCCACAAUUGGACAUCCUUUGUCUGAUGUGUCGACAAUUUUGAACCCAUUCUCGGCUGACAGUAUGAUGCGUACCCCCGAGUUUGCACCAGGUGCUACACCUGGCUUGCCAACAUUGGAACAAUGUAUUUCAUGGUACAGGGACUUCUCGGGAUACAAUGUGGAGCGAGAUCUUGCAUGGGGGCGGGCAUUCUACGCGUUCAAGACAUCAGUGAAUAUGCAAGGCAUUGCGGCACGGUAUGCCAGAAGGCAAGUAAGCAAUGCUGGAGCAGGGGAAUACCUGAAGAAUAGAAAAAAAUAUGCUGCUGAUGCGUGGGAAACGGUUCAACUUUCGCUUCGACGAUACAGAAAUGGGGGUGACUCGCGAUUAUGA
Molecule: messenger RNA, 1092 nt
Organism: Verruconis gallopava
Lineage: Eukaryota; Fungi; Ascomycota; Dothideomycetes; Venturiales; Sympoventuriaceae
Exons: 4
Coding region: 1-1092 (363 amino acids)
Source: RefSeq, a predicted model, not a curated record